Jaculus jaculus (lesser Egyptian jerboa) is the source of this 4424-nucleotide messenger RNA. It is a transcript of the gene Rb1, whose product is annotated as RB transcriptional corepressor 1. Gene Ontology annotation, cellular component: nucleus; Rb-E2F complex; chromatin. The record is from RefSeq and is a predicted model, not a curated record. Gene Ontology annotation, biological process: negative regulation of G1/S transition of mitotic cell cycle; neuron projection development; cell morphogenesis involved in neuron differentiation. Gene Ontology annotation, molecular function: RNA polymerase II transcription regulatory region sequence-specific DNA binding. Lineage: Eukaryota; Metazoa; Chordata; Mammalia; Rodentia; Dipodidae. The transcript is spliced from 27 exons. The coding region runs from base 1 to 2757 and encodes 918 amino acids.
AUGCCGCCCAAAGCCCCGCGGAGAGCCGCGGCCGCCGUAGCCCUGGAGCCCCCGCCGCCGCCCCCGGAGCAGGACCCCGAGCCGGACAGCGGCGCCGAGGACCUGCCUCUGGCCCGGCUUGAGUUUGAAGAAACUGAAGAACCUGAAUUUACUGCAUUAUGCCAGAAAUUAAAGAUACCAGAUCAUGUCAGAGAAAGAGCUUGGUUAACUUGGGAGAAAGUUUCAUCUGUGGAUGGAGUAUUGGAAGGUUAUAUUGAAAAGAAGAAGGAACUCUGGGGAACCUGUAUCUUCAUUGCAGCAGUUGAUCUAGAUGAAAUGCCAUUCACUUUUACAGAGCUGCAGAAAAGCAUAGAAACCAGUAUAUAUAAAUUCUUUGAUUUACUAAAAGAAAUUGACACCAGUACCAAAGUUGAUAAUGCUAUGUCCAGACUGUUGAAGAAGUAUGAUGUGUUGUGUGCGCUGUACAGCAAAUUAGAACGGACAUGUGAACUUAUAUAUUUGACACAAUCCAACAGUGUGACAUCUACUGAAAUAAAUUCUAUGUUGGUGCUAAAAAUUUCUUGGAUCACAUUUUUAUUAGCUAAAGGAGAAGUAUUACAAAUGGAAGAUGAUCUGGUGAUCUCAUUUCAGUUAAUGCUCUGUGUGCUUGACUAUUUUAUCAAGGUCUCACCUCCCGCACUACUCAGAGAACCCUAUAAAACAGCUGUAAUACCCAUUAAUGGUUCACCUCGAACACCAAGGCGGGGUCAGAACAGGAGUGCUCGCAUAGCAAAACAACUAGAAAAUGAUACCAGAAUUAUUGAAGUUCUCUGUAAAGAACAUGAAUGUAAUAUAGAUGAGGUGAAAAAUGUUUAUUUCAAAAAUUUUAUACCUUUUAUGAAUUCUCUUGGAAUUGUAACUUCUAAUGGACUUCCAGAGGUUGAAAGUCUCUCUAAACGAUAUGAAGAAAUUUAUCUUAAAAACAAAGAUAUAGAUGCAAGAUUAUUUUUGGAUCAUGAUAAAACACUUCAUAUUGAUCCUACAGACAGUUUUGAAGCAAAGAGAACACCACAAAAAAGCAACUCUGAUGAAGAGGCAAAUGUGAUUCCUCCACAUACUCCAGUUAGGACUGUUAUGAAUACCAUCCAACAAUUAAUGAUGAUUUUAAAUUCAGCAAGUGAUCAACCUUCAGAAAAUCUGAUUUCUUAUUUCAAUAACUGCACAGUGAAUCCAGAAGGAAAUAUACUAAAAAGAGUUAAAGAUGUUGGAUACAUCUUUAAAGAGAACUUUGCAAAAGCUGUGGGGCAAGGAUGUGCUGAAAUUGGAACACAGCGAUACAAACUUGGAGUUCGAUUGUAUUACCGAGUGAUGGAAUCCAUGCUUAAAUCGGAAGAAGAGCGAUUAUCCAUUCAAAAUUUUAGCAAACUCCUGAAUGACAACAUCUUUCAUAUGUCUUUAUUGGCAUGUGCUCUUGAAGUUGUAAUGGCUACAUAUAGCAGAAGUAUGUCUCAGAAUCUGGAUUCCAGAACAGAUUUGUCCUUCCCGUGGAUUCUGAAUGUACUUCAGUUAAAAGCCUUUGAUUUUUACAAAGUGAUUGAAAGUUUUAUCAAAGCAGAAGCUAAUUUGACAAGAGAAAUGAUAAAACAUUUAGAACGAUGUGAACACCGAAUCAUGGAAUCCCUUGCAUGGCUGUCAGAUUCACCUUUAUUUGAUCUUAUUAAGCAAUCAAAGGAUGGAGAAGGACUAGUUGAUCACCUUGAAUCUACAUGUCCUCUCAACUUACCUUUGCAGAAUAAUCACACUGCUGCAGAUAUGUAUCUUUCUCCUAUAAGAUCCCCAAAGAAAAAAGGUUCAACUACACUUGUAAAUUCUGCAGAGACACAAGCAACCUCAGCCUUCCAAAGUCAGAAGCCACUGAAAUCUACCUCCCUUUCACUCUUUUAUAAAAAAGUGUACCGACUAGCGUAUCUCCGACUCAAUACACUGUGUGCACGCCUUCUGUCUGACCACCCGGAAUUAGAGCACAUCAUCUGGACCCUGUUCCAGCACACACUGCAAAAUGAGUAUGAGCUCAUGAGGGACCGGCAUCUGGACCAGAUUAUGAUGUGUUCUAUGUAUGGCAUAUGCAAAGUGAAGAAUAUAGAUCUUAAAUUCAAAAUCAUUGUGACAGCAUACAAAGAUCUUCCUCAUGCUGUUCAGGAGACAUUCAAACGUGUUUUGAUUAGAGAGGAGGAGUAUGAUUCCAUCAUAGUAUUCUAUAACUCAGUUUUCAUGCAGAGACUGAAAACAAAUAUUUUACAGUAUGCUUCCACCAGGCCUCCUACCUUGUCACCAAUACCUCACAUUCCUCGAAGCCCUUACAAGUUUUCCAGUUCACCCUUACGGAUUCCUGGGGGUAACAUCUAUAUAUCACCUCUGAAGAGCCCUUACAAACUUUCAGAAGGUCUGCCAACACCAACAAAAAUGACUCCAAGAUCAAGAAUCUUAGUCUCAAUUGGUGAAUCAUUUGGGACAUCUGAGAAGUUUCAGAAAAUAAACCAGAUGGUAUGUAAUAGUGACCGAGUGCUCAAGAGAAGUGCUGAUGGGAGCAUCCCUCCUAAACCACUGAAAAAACUACGUUUUGACAUCGAGGGAGCUGAUGAAGCUGAUGGAAGUAAACAUCUCCCAGGGGAGUCAAAAUUUCAACUGAAAUUGGCAGAAAUGACAUCUACUCGAACACGAAUGCAAAAGCAGAAGAUGAAUGACAGCCUGGACACCUCACACAAAGAGGAACAGUGAAGGUCUCAGGAUGCUGAUGGACAGGGACACUGUCUCACCAAUGUAACUAGUUCUCCCAGGUUCUGCCUAUGGCUACAUUGAACAUCUCCAGCUCAUUCAGUAGAUGUGAAAUGUGCAAAUACAGGCUGAGAAUUUGUGAGAGUGAUUCCUAAGCCAGUUUUGAUAUUGCAGUUAAUGGUAUAGAUAUCGUUCUUAUAGAAGAUUGAAAAUCUUGUGUAAAUCAUGCCAUUUAAAACAUUAUAGCAGAUUGUUUGUAUUUCCAAAGUCUAUUUGCUCUGCCUCAUGACCAAUGAGGCCGCUUCUGCUGUGGACCUGAUAACCCACAACUUCUGACUACUUUGCCCUCCGUUGUAGAAUAUGUGUGAUGUUUGCUCUUGUUUUUUAUUAAUUUAAUUUAUAUUUUUUAAUUUAACAUGAAUACCCUUAGAAAAUGUGUCCUGUCUUCCAUAUGCAAUUAGAAUUGACUGUCCAUUCACUCAAAUUACCCUAAACUCUUGUAAAACUGAUUAUUGUAACAAACUUGGAAAACAUGACUGAUUUUACAUAUUAGAUUUGUUUUUAUACUGUUCUACUACUGAAACAGAUUUCAUACCUCAAAACAUGUAAUAACUUACUCAACUCAUGCUUUCAAAGAGCACUGAGUACUCCAGGUUGUUGUUUUAACUAUUGGAAUCACUGAAUUGAGGAGUACCAUUUAGUACUUGAAAAGGCAGUCUGACCACAGCUUGGCUGCCCAGGAACCUAACAGUGUGUAACCUAAGUGCACUUUCUAACUUUCUGGGUCCUGAAGAAUCAAGAUACAAAGUAAUCGUACUCAUAAGCAGACUGUUAUAUAUAGCAGCCUUACAUGAUUUUUUUCUUAGGUAUUUGUCUAGUUGCAUCUCAACAAUUAUUCUACCUUCCUCCCUUUGGGGAGAUGUGUGUUUUCUCUAGAAUAGUACAUGUCUUCCAAGUAUCUUUUGAACUGGCAGUUUCUUCAUUUUUUAAAGUCAAUGUGGUCUAACACUGGCCCUUCCAAAGCCACAUUAUUUCUAGUCUGACAUUGCAAGUAAUCAGAAGUGUUUCUAAGCUAGGCAUUAAUGUUUUUAUCUGAUUUUGUGCAACAGCUUCAGAUUAAAAAUAGGUGCAUUAAAAAAAGAGGCACUCUGUCACGUCCUCCACUUAGAGGUGUAUUUAAGCUAUCUUGUGUAAUUAACUUAUUUAGAGAUGUUAUAAUUUAAAAUAGGCGGUAUUUAAGGUAGCAUCAGCUAGCAUUUAGGAAACCACUUUGUCUAAACUCAGUUUUUGUUUUUUGUUUUUAAGAAACCUGGCCUUGUUAGAAAUAGUUUUAUUUUGGUCUCACCUGAGUUUCAGACUUACUAUUUUGACAGUUAGAAAAACAACAGAGCUUUACUCCAAUCCACUAAGUUUUGUAUGACCACCACACAGAUUAGUUGGGUUUUAGGUCAAGGUUUUACUAAUACUUCUGGGUCUUUAAUAAGCUCAAGGAGAAGUAGUGACACAACUUUAGGAAUUUCAAAGAAUCCAUGUUAAGAUUUCUUAAGGCUUCAGAUAUUGUGCUAUUGCUUUUUUUGUACUUGUUAAAACUAUGCCUUCAAAAAUGCAGUGUUACUAUUUUCUAUAACUGAUAGUUUGUCUAUUUUAAAAUAAAUUAGUUGUUAAGAGCA